Pectinophora gossypiella (pink bollworm) is the source of this 3913-nucleotide messenger RNA. It is a transcript of the gene nebu, whose product is annotated as facilitated trehalose transporter Tret1. Bases 253 to 1845 code for a protein of 530 amino acids. The record is from RefSeq and is a predicted model, not a curated record. Gene Ontology annotation, biological process: transmembrane transport; carbohydrate transport. Gene Ontology annotation, molecular function: sugar transmembrane transporter activity. Gene Ontology annotation, cellular component: membrane. The transcript has 3 exons. Lineage: Eukaryota; Metazoa; Arthropoda; Insecta; Lepidoptera; Gelechiidae.
UACGGCUUUCCCGCGCGCUACCUGUCAUUGUGACAUUCAAAUUGGCGGGAAAUUGUCCAUUGAGAAAAACUAUUCUUUUUAAAUUAUUAUUUUUCCAUUUGAGACUUUUAUAGUUUGUUAACGUUCCAUACCAGUCGAUUUCUUAAAUGUAGAUUGUAGUCAAGGUUGACUUUGCACGUGUGACCAGUGAUAAGCGCUAAAACUCGAUUAAUAUUAGUUUACCGUGUAGAGUGCAACAAAUUUACGAACAAAAUGAGUUUCGGUGAAAACAUUUUGGCGGGAGAACGAGAGAUGAAAGAAAAGUGUGGAUAUGACAACCCAGGCUUCGUUUUAUCUGAAAAAAAUGUUUGGAUUCCAAAUGCGAGAGCGGAAGGCAGGAACGGCGCGAUGGGUGACGUCGGCGUGUCCCAGUCCGUGUUGGUGGAGCCCCGCGGGGACUCCGGCCGCAAGCUGCCGCAGUACAUCGCUGCUUUGUCAGCUACCCUCGGAGCGUUGGCUGCCGGUUCGAUGCUCGGUUGGUCUUCACCAGUAAUGUACAAGAUAUUCCAACCGAACAGCACUGAAUACGACUUCACGAUCACCGAGUCCCAACGCGACUGGAUCUCAUCGCUCAUCAACCUUGGUGCUGCCGCUGUCUGCUUCCCUAUUGGUCUGGUGAUGGACUCUAUAGGACGCAAGAAAACUAUGUUGCUCCUCGUCCUACCCUUCACUUUAGGCUGGUUACUCAUAACUUUCGCCAGAAACGUCGGUAUGCUCUUCGCUGGAAGGUUCAUCACUGGUAUAGCCGGCGGCGCCUUCUGCGUCACAGCUCCAGCGUAUACCAGUGAAAUCGCCCAAGACGCCAUCCGAGGAACGCUUGGAACAUACUUCCAACUCAUGAUCACUGUUGGUAUUCUAUUCUCCUAUGUCGUUGGAUCUUACACAUCUGUUUUCGUAUUCAAUAUUCUUUGUACAUGUAUACCUAUUGUGUUUGGAAUUAUAUUCUUCUUCAUGCCAGAAAGUCCUAGCUUCUUGGUAAUGAAGAAUCGUAAUGACGAAGCGAAGGAAGCACUGACUCGACUUAGAGGCCGGAGUUACGAUGUUGACGGUGAAUUGGACAACUUGAAGUUCAAAGCGGAACAGAACAGUAAUAGCCAGACCUCAUUCCUUUCUAACAUCACAAAGAAAACUGCCCUUAAAGCUCUGCUGAUUUGCUACGCUUUGAUGUUGUUCCAACAGUUGUCUGGUAUCAAUGCCGUCUUGUUCAAUACGUCUACGAUAUUCAGCAGUGCGGGCGCUGCAAUUCCGGCAGAAAUUGCCACAAUCAUCAUCGGUGUCAUUCAAGUCAUAGCUACAUUCAUCUCUUCCGUGGUCGUCGACAAACUCGGCAGGAGAAUCCUCCUUCUUUUCUCAGCUCUGGUCAUGUGUCUGUGCACAACCGCCCUUGGAGUCUACUUCUUCUUGCUGGAGAAACACGGAGCCGAUGCCGACAUCCUCAAGACCAUUUCUUGGCUGCCACUGCUGUCUCUUUCUCUGUUCAUCAUUGCGUUCUCCUUCGGUUUCGGCCCGAUCCCUUGGAUGAUGGCUGGAGAGCUCUGCCUGAUUCAAAUCAAGGCGUUCGUUUCUUCCACAGCUGGCACCUUCAACUGGCUUCUUAGCUUCACCGUCACGAGCACGUUCAACUCUUUGAACCAAGCCAUUGGGUCAGGCCAAGUGUUCUGGUUAUUCGCCGGAAUCAUGCUUCUAGGAUUCAUCUUUAUCUUCUUCAUUGUCCCAGAAACUAAAGGCAAGAGCGUGGAUGAAAUCCAACUCAUGUUAGGCGGUGAACCGCAGCCUCAGAGAGCCAAUGACACAGAAAAGAAAUAAACGUAUCGAACAGACUGAAUGGUAAAUUGAAGUAUUUUUGUACGAGACGGUUAGUACCGUGCUUCUUUGGUUUUACACCACUGACUUCGAUGCUCUUUGGCUAAGCUGGACGCAUUUCAGCUAUUAAGGAUUUUAAUGACAAUAUAUUAUUGAAGUAACAUGACUGUAUCAUUCAUAGAGGUAGACAAAUAGUUCCAAAAUCUUCGUCCAGUUUAGUAAAGAAUUAUGUCAAGGAUAUUUUGUGCUUCGUAAGCAAUAUAAUCAACCAAAGAGUUCUCUCCUUGAAUGAUAUGUAUCACAUAGAAUAAGUUAUGCUGUGUGAAUUUGUAGUUUUUAACGUAUUUAUUUGUAGAUUUAUACAAUUGUUACAUGUUUAGAUGUUCGAUACGGUCGUGGCAGCUACGAUUACCCGUAAUCAACUUACCCAAUUAAGCUCAAGACGCAUAGAGGCGGUAUGUACUAAAACGGCACCGUGUAUGUUUUUUUUCUAUUAAAAAUAGAUUUGCGUUGGACCAUAAUCUCACCUGAUGGUAAGUGAUAAUGUGGCCUAUGAUAGACCACGCUCUCGUAGCAAAUACCUAUUCAUUUUAACUGUAAGAUUGUGAUAAUUUGGAAUGGAAUGUCCUUAGAUAGCGUUGUGAGCGUGUAACCUUGCGUGAAGUGUUGAACCCUACAAAACAUUGACAAAAUUUGGUUUCGAGUAAGUCCCAGUACCGCCUCUCUUGAGCUUUAAUGAUAUUUCCUGCCAGAGAUGUCAAUUCGUACCAAGUGAAAUAGACAUUGCCAUAGUUAAAAAGUUCUACUUAAAUUAAAUGUUAUUUUAAAGUAAAUACCCGGUCUGUAGUAAUUUUAUACAAAUGUUUUUUUUUUAUGUAGCAACAAAUGUUGCGUAUAAUGUUACAGGUAUCGUUGCAAGGCAUAUUGCGCUGUUACAAGAUGUGUUGCAAGAGUGCUCGAAGGUCGUAGCGCGAGUUACAACGUUCAUACAUAAAAACAGUACAUUUAAAUUGUUGCUUGUAACGUAGAGUGUAACGUUAUACGCACAUUUGUUGCUCAAUAAAUAUUUGACUAAGGCAAUAUUUAGAAAAGUCAUACUGUUCUAAACGGGAUAUAUUUAUAGUAAAUUACAACGAUUAACGUAGUAAUCAGCUUUAGCCCAAAGUGAAGGAGAUUUAGGAUACCAACAAAACAUAUUUUUAUUUUAGUGCUGAAAUAGUGAUAAGUCAUAUCAGAAAACCUACAUAUUAUUUCAUAAAUCGUUAGUUGUAGAAAAACUGCAUUUCGAAUUUAUACAAUUUCUUAAAAAUCAUGAUAUUUAUCUGCAAAAGGCAUGUUUCGAGAUCACUAGUUUUUAUUACUUUUUAUACAUGUAUAAUUAAAUAAAAAAUCAAAAAAUCGUAUUGUCAUCUUUGAUAAAAAUAAAUAUAUAAAAUGUCAUUGAAUACAAUAAUGUAAAAUUGUUAUAAUAUUUAUUCGAUAAACAAUCGUGGAUUUUAUGACAUUUCGAUGUAUAUAGUUGUAUUAUUGAAUAUUGGAAAAUGUACUAAAAUUGUAUAAAUAAUUGUAAUGUAUUUUAUUUUACAUUAAAUUGUUUAGUUCAAUUAGGUAAUAUUGCAUGUAUGAAUGUAUUUGAAAUUAAUUGUAAGUAUUAUUUAUAUAUGUACUUUAAUAAAAAAUGUGCCAGUUUAAAGGAGAGAAAAAUAAUCACAAAUAAAUAAAUAAGUUGAUAAAAAAAAUUAAUGUAACUUGAUACUUUUCUCUUCUCUAAGUGACAUUGGAAUUAUGCUAAUUAUCUGUUUAAGAUAAGCACCCGUAUGUUUUCGAAAUAUGCUUGCCAAAUGCCAUUUUGCCAUAGAUCAGGCCAGUUAUAUACAUCAGUAUAUAUUGUAUAUUUCAUACUUUUCUACCAAUUUUGGAACUUCCGUAAAAACAUUGCAAGUUCCUAUCGUUGUUGAAUAUUUUACGCAUAGUCAUCUGCCUAUUACAUUAUAUUUGGUUGUAUAUAUUGUUAUUGAUGUUGACUGUAGGUUUUAUUAGCGAUAAAGAUGAAUAAAUGUAAAUGUACUGA